AUGAUAUCACAUCCGCAUUGGUGGUUAUCUUCUGAUCUGGCUUCUAUAGGGUUGGUCCGUGAUCAAGAACCCAGCUCAUAUUUAAGUGCCAAUGCAAUCGUCUGUCUCGCUGGUGCUAAUCGACAGUCACACGAUAUGGAGAUUUCCUUGCGCAACAUCGCUCUGGCAGUGACUACAGAUGACUUGACAAACGCGUUCGCCAAGAUACUUCACAAGCCCCCUUUUCAAACCGGUCCUCUCCUGAAUUUUGAAAUUCACCUCUCGGACGAGUCACACCCUAACGGACAGCAAGGCACCCUUACUCUGCCAACUGAGGAUGCUGGGGUCACUUUCUUGCGUGCUCAUGGUGGCGCAGGGAUUGUCGUCAAAGGUCGACCAGUCCUCAUCAGCAGGAGCACGCAGGCGAUCCACGAGUUCCGUAUUGAGAGGUUGAAUAACGUUCCAUGGCGCGACCCAAUACAGUUGCGAGAAGAGCAGGAAAGGCUUCUCAGGAGAAACCAGUCUUUCCAGCUUCUCCGCUACUCAUUCGGCCGCUUCUGCCGGGACGGAUCUUUUUCUUCGCAAGUCUCCCCUCCUGGCACAGCUCAUGUCAUUUGUGAUACAGAGCCGAGGCAGAUACGCUUCACUUUCGAGCCUCGACAGAAGUCACAAAACACAAAUGACAACCUCUUUGGGGAGAUUUUUGGACACGUAACCCGAGUCGUCACCGCAUCUUAUGCGCCUCACAAUAUCGCGACACUGGUAGGUAACCGGGAUGAAGACACCGCUAUUGUGUUCGUCCGUGCCGAUGAGCCCCCUGUGUACACCUUGGUUAAUAACAUAUUGGACGACACUAGUCGUGUGGUGGGCUUGGGGCGUAAUGAUCACAUGCCUCCGGGAUGCCAUAGUCUGAUGCUGGCCUUUAAUAGCCAGUCAGACGCAGAUAGGUUCACUUAUGCAUGUUGUAAUCGUCUCCAUCUGCGUUACUCCACACAACACCAUAUCCGAAUUCGUGAUCACACCUUGAACACUACAUCUUUUGAGAAGCUUCACGAGACACUCUCUCAGAUCCCAUACAAGCUUGGGUUCGAAGUAGAAAAGACCGUCGCAGAUUCUCUUUUGAGUGCGACGGACAUUCUUUCGCUGAAGGAGGUCAUCCUAUCAUUGCAAGCUGAACAUGGCGACGAUGCGCCAGAAAUAUUUCGGUCCUUUGUCUCGGAGCUCGCAGGACGCAGUGCGAGUCGUACAAAACGUCGCAAACGCCGGGCACGGCGGCAAUCCAGCCAAGAGAGUUUGCCUUCUCUUCUUCGUCGAGUUACCCAAGAAUUUAUCAAAGAGCAUCAAAAGCCCCGUCCUCUUCUAGCUCCGCCACCACAGAGUGGGGUCUACCUAUCCUACCAUCUCAUCGUAACGCCGACACGGUAUAUCCUAGAGGGACCUGUCCCAGACCAGUCUAAUAGUGUCUUACGUCGCUAUGGACAUCCCGAGUGCUUCCUGCGUGUCUGUUUCCAGAACGAGAAUGGAUCAAAGCUUCAUCGGGAAGCCGAUUGUUCCAUUAUAGACCUUUUGGGGGUGCGAUAUCGCUCUAUCCUCCUCAAUGGCUGUUGCGUCGCUGGACGCCAAUUCCAGUUCUUGGGAUAUUCUAUGAGCGGUCUGAAAGAACAUUCAGUGUGGUUUGUGACGCCAUUCAAGGAUGAGGAUGGGAAAUUGUUGAAUGCACAAUCGAUCCGAGACAACCUGGGAAAUUUCUCCAAACUUCACAAACAACCAGCUCGUUUGGCUGCAAGGUGGUCUCAAGCCUUCUCUGGUACUGAUCCAUCAAUUACACUUCUUCCCGAAGAAAUAGACUUUCGUUGCCCCGACAGAUACUCGCCUUCUGGCGGACUUAUGACAGACGGGUGCAGCUCUAUAUCAGUUGAGCUUGCCAGGGAUAUAUGGAGGUCUAUGCAAAAGGGGAAAAAGCGAUCUGCAAAGCUACGACAUGUUCCAUCUGCCUUCCAAUUUCGACUUGGCGGGGCCAAAGGCAUGGUCGUUCAAGACCCCACCAUUCAAGGAAAGCUUGUCCGCCUUCGUCCGUCGCAGAUCAAGUUUGAUGCCCCCGAGAAUCUUACUUUUGACGUCCAAUCGACGUCAGCGGAACCAAUACCGGUGUUCCUUAAUCGCCCACUCAUCUCUCUUAUGGAAUUCUUGGGUGUAGAGACUCAAAGAAUCAUUGAACUACAGGACGAUGACAUCUACAAAGCUCAAUCCGUCCGGUCGUCGUGUACCAAUGCCUCGAAAGUUAUUCAGCAACACGGACUUGGGGCAUCCUUCCACCUACCGUCUCUCUUCACAAACCUAUCGUCCAUUUUGCAACUCGAAAUUGGAGACACCGAAGAUGACCCGUCUCUGUGGACCAGCAAGCUCAUUGAAAGCUCGCUGCAGUGCGUCGAGACGUACAUCCUGCGGGAACUAAAGUACCGUGCGCACAUAGCAGUGCCGGGUUCGUAUACCUUGCUUGGCGUUUCCGAUGAAUGGGGUUGCCUGAGAGAGGGAGAGAUAUAUGCAACCGUGUUUAAUGAAAGGACGGGAUUUGUUCAGAGCAUCACGGGAAAGGUUGCCAUAACGCGCAGCCCACAAAUUCACCCAGGCGAUCUGCAAGUUGUGAGGGCCGUACAACGGCCAGAGUUGGAACACCUGAAGAAUGUCGUCGUUUUUUCCUGCGAGGGCGAACGAGCGCUUGCAUCAUGUCUGGGUGGAGGUGAUCUUGAUGGCGAUAUUUUCAAUCUAAUUCUUGAUCCGAGACUGCUACCAACGAAACACUUCAAACCCGGAGAAUAUCCGGCAGUGACCAUCAGAUCGAUACCGAAUGCGUGUGGCAUCUCCGAUGUCGCAGAUUUCGUAAUUGACUAUAUUCAGGCCGACCUCAUUGGUCCCAUCGCCAUAAGUCAUCUCAGGUUUUCUGACUUGAAGACUCCAAAUUGCACGGAAUGCAUUCAACUCGCGGGGUUUGCCUCCCAGGCACUCGAUUUUCGAAGAGCGGUACUCCUGCCAGAUUUUCUUGCCAAAGAAGGCGCUAAUAUCACCGGCGGGCAAUACUACACCAGCCCAAAAUUACUCGGUCAACUCUUCCGUCGGGUGCCAAUGAAGAGGGGGAUACCUACUGCAUGGAACGGGGAUUCCUCUCCAUCGGACGGAGCCACUGUGGAGGUGGCGCUCUCUUACGUAGACCUCCGUCAUCGUGGCCUUCCAGGAUUGACCGAUCCGAGUGAAGAGUUGAUGGAGGAGAUGACAUAUCUACUCAACGCAUAUUGCGAACAGCUACUGAUCGUCGGGCAAGCGCACACAAUUUCGAAAAACAAGAAUAUUCACGUCUCCGAGGCCGAACUGGUGAGCGGGACCAUCAUGGCGAAUUGGUCCGACCAUCAUCGUCGGCGGAAUGCAGUCUCCGCGAUGAACUUGCAGACGCAAGAGCUCGUUCGUAGGGUCAGGGAAGAACUCCAAGGAGAUGACCCGGGGACACCAGAGACAGAAACGGAUCAGGAUGAGGACGAAGUCCCAGGUACACCAGAGACGGAAACGGAUCAGGAUGAGGACGAAAUCCCAGGUACACCAGAGACAGAAACGGACGAGGAAGAAGACUCCGAAGAUUGCACCUUCCACGAACGGUGCGAAGAGUCAGAACAGCGAGUGAUGGCAGAAACGUUCAAGCGCUGUUGGGCAGCGUGGUGUGUAGCAGAAGAUAACCUGAAGGAAGAUCCGAGCGUGUUUGGAGCUCAGAGUUUUGGUUUAAUCGCUCUGGGCAUGAUGCUCGACAUUGUGAAGACGUCUCGUCUCGUGAUGUAAAAGAUCGAUGGCGAGAAUUGGCUGGUACGUAGUCCUUCGUGCGCGAUGUAUACCUACAUGUAAUACCAAGUGAUGAUUCGUAUGUAAAGUAGGCCCCUGUAGC
Messenger RNA from Suillus subalutaceus, 3907 nucleotides. Its product is annotated as RdRP-domain-containing protein. The transcript has 10 exons. Lineage: Eukaryota; Fungi; Basidiomycota; Agaricomycetes; Boletales; Suillaceae. Gene Ontology annotation, cellular component: nuclear RNA-directed RNA polymerase complex. Bases 1 to 3804 code for a protein of 1267 amino acids. Gene Ontology annotation, biological process: siRNA processing. The record is from RefSeq and is a predicted model, not a curated record. Gene Ontology annotation, molecular function: RNA-directed RNA polymerase activity.